Messenger RNA from Zootermopsis nevadensis, 1100 nucleotides. Its product is annotated as superoxide dismutase [Cu-Zn]. The record is from RefSeq and is a predicted model, not a curated record. Lineage: Eukaryota; Metazoa; Arthropoda; Insecta; Blattodea; Termopsidae. Gene Ontology annotation, molecular function: copper ion binding. Gene Ontology annotation, biological process: superoxide metabolic process.
UAUGUGACACCACUGAGUACCUCCCAUAAACAUCUGGUGCAUUGUUCUUCACAACCGACAGUAAAUGUGUCAGUGUUAUAUUUCAUUCCUAACAAAAACUAUAGCAAAUUUCACCAUAGGCCUGCUUUGCACAUGUGCCCGAAGGUAAACAGGUUCUAGUACAACAGUAUAAAAACAAUGAGGAAGCCAAGACUGCAGUUACAUCAGAUCUAUCAUUACAAGGAACAAGAAGACUGUCAGUAUGAAGGAUCAAAGGAUUCCGAUCUUGUUACUGUCCGUGGCUCUGAUUUCUGCCCAGUGCCCAACUUACGUUAAUCUACAACAGCCUCAGGUGAAAACUCUACCCGGUUACCAGUCAUAUGGCUCAACAGUGCCUCAGACACCCCUCACAUACCCUAAUGAAGCCGUGUGCUAUUUGAUCGCUUCUACAGGUUCCACUGUUUCUGGAGAGAUACGCUUACAUCAGGCUUCUCAAAAUAAUCCAGUUGAAAUAACAGCUUCAAUUCAAGGAUUAAGACCACCAGGACUGCAUGGUUUUCAUCUUCAUCGUGAUGGCAACACUGACAAUGACUGCAAAGCAGCCGGUCCACAUUUCAAUCCAUUCAACCAUACUCAUGGUGGCCCAGAUGAUGCAGUCCGCCAUGCGGGAGAUUUUGGAAACAUACUGGCAAAUGAAUAUGGUAUUGCCACUAUUCAAAUACAGGGUACAUUGAUCUCGUUGCAUCCUGGAGAUGAGGGUUACGCUGUGGGUCGAGCUUUCGUGGUGCAUGAGGGCACGGAUGAUCUUGGAAAAGGUGGCAAUGAAGAGUCUCUGAAGACUGGGAACGCUGGAGGUCGACUAGCCUGCUGUAUUGUUGCAGUUAUUAACUAAUAAACGACCUUGAAGAUGAUGGAAAUGGAAUUUCACAUAUUUUAUAAUUAAAAAUAAAAUGAUUUGCUUUUAUGCUUCACGUAUGUAACAUUAGAAGGCUGUGGGUUAACAGCAGCUGAAUUCAGUUUGUAUUCCAUAAAGCAUUCAGCGCAGUUCCCUGCAUGUAACUAAAUAUAUAACCAAUCUUUGUAAAGUGUCGACAAAAAAAUUAAAACUUGUUACUUACAUA